Messenger RNA from Trichomonas vaginalis G3, 213 nucleotides. RefSeq names its product kinase C-related family. The record is from RefSeq and is a predicted model, not a curated record. Bases 1 to 213 code for a protein of 70 amino acids. The transcript has a single exon. NCBI's taxonomy places the organism in Eukaryota, Parabasalia, Trichomonadida, Trichomonadidae.
AUGUUGAAAAGAAAUAAAGCAAAUGUUAUAAAUAAUACUGAAGUAGCUGAAUUUGAACAAACUCCGACACCAUCACAAACAACACCUUCAAUGACUCCUGAACCUAUGAAAGUACAAACUCCUGUUCAAAAGUCAACUCCUAAACCGACUCCAACAUUUAAACCAGAACCUACUCCUCAAAUAAAUCGUAAAACUCCUGCGUUUCCUUACUGA